Molecule: messenger RNA, 1812 nt
Organism: Striga asiatica
Lineage: Eukaryota; Viridiplantae; Streptophyta; Magnoliopsida; Lamiales; Orobanchaceae
Source: the annotation of a GenBank genome assembly
AAGAAUACUGGCGGUGGACGGUUGGAGAUCGCCUGGUUCAACAGUUUCUCCACAGUGACAGAGUGCGAGAGCGAGGAUAAAUUCGUAGAAAUGGCUUUGGUACGAACAGUUUUCCUGCAACGCCCGCUUGGUUCAACCCCGUCAUUCCAAACACCAUCGUACCGUUUGAGCGAUUCCUCCUCCCUGAAAUUCGUCUCAUGUUGCUCGGUGGCAUCGCCAGCUACUGUGGUUAACGGGAAUGUGGGUAAGAAGCACGAGAGGAAUGAAGUUCGACUCGGGCUGCCCAGUAAAGGCAGAAUGGCAGUGGACACUCUUGAUCUUCUCAAGGCAUUUCUCCUAUAUCUUUGUAAUUCCAAUCCAUCAAUUGUCGACUGUAUUUUUCUUUUAUCGUGUGUGUCCAGUUUCUGGGUUAACUCGGUCAAAUUCUGUGUGCAGGAUUGUCAAUUAUCGGUGAAACAAGUGAAUCUGCGGCAGUAUGUUGCGGAAAUUCCACAGCUUGCAAAUUUAGAAGUUUGGUUUCAACGGCCAAAAGACAUCGUGAGGAAACUGGUAUCCGGAGAUUUGGACCUUGGAAUUGUUGGAUUGGACACUGUAAACGAAUAUGGGCAGGGUGAUGAAGAUCUCAUUCUUGUUCAUGAAGCUCUUGACUAUGGGGACUGUCGUUUAUCACUGGCAAUCCCCAAGUAUGGCAUAUUUGAGAACAUAAAUUCUUUGAAAGAGCUGGCUCAGAUGCCACAGUGGACAUCUGAGAAACCUCUAAGAGUUGCCACCGGAUUUACAUAUUUGGGUACUAAGUUUAUGAAGGAAAAUGGAUUGGAACAUGUCACCUUUUCGACUGCUGAUGGAGCUCUGGAAGCUGCUCCUGCUAUGGGGAUAGCUGAUGCUAUUGUGGACCUUGUGAGUAGUGGAACAACAUUGAGAGAAAAUAACUUGAAAGAAAUUGAAGGCGGAGUUAUCUUGGAAAGUCAGGCUGUUCUUGUUGCUAGCAGAAGGUCACUGAUCCACAGAAAAGGCGUCCUUGAUAUCACCCAUGAAAUGCUUGAAAGGUUUGAGGCGCAUUUGAGGGCUGCUGGUCAGUUCACGGUAACGGCUAACAUGAGGGGAAGUAGUGCAGAUGUAGUGGCUGAGCGUGUGCUUAGCCAACCGUCUCUAUCUGGUUUGCAGGGGCCCACUGUAAGCCCAGUUUUCUGUAAGCGUGACGGGGGAGUAGCUGCAGACUACUAUGCUAUAGUUAUUUGUGUACCGAAGAAAGCUCUUUACAAGUCUGUUCAGCAGCUUAGGGCGAUUGGAGGUAGUGGGGUUCUGGUUUCCCCUUUGACCUACAUUUUUGACGAGGAGACGCCUAGAUGGCGCAAACUUCUCUCGAACUUGGGGCUUUGAUUAUUUAUUCAAAUGUGACUUUCGUUUUCACAGUUUUUGAAAACAAGUCAGAGGAACUAAAUGUGGUAUUUGAUUAAGAGGAGACUAUGACUACAUGUGUACUUACAGGUGUGGCAGUCCUAAAGGGGAUCAUUGUAGACCUUAGAUGCUAUUAUUGUUUCUUUAUAUUGUACGACUAUAGAUUUUUGUUGUGGUAGUGCAUUUUUGUGAACCUUGAACGAUAUGACCUUUCACAUAUGGAUAAGUGUAGUCCUCACCUAUACCCACUUGAUAAGUUAUCAAAGAUUUGUAGGAUAUGAUCCCGAGUGUCAACUUUAUCCUACUGCACCACCUGCAGUUAAGGAAUUGAUGGGUGUUAAGGAAUUGAUGGGUGUUAGUUUGAAUGUAAAACACCGGUGAGAAUAGUGGUCAGUGAAAGAAAUAAGAUUAAAU